UGAUGACGUCACCGCGUUGCUUGGAUACUGAGAGACGCCGAUUGUACUUCCGGCUCUGACGUCACCGCGCACAAUCUGACAGAGAGAAAGAGAGAAGCCGUUACUGCAGCAGCGCCCGGCAACCCGAGCACUCUGGUGUACGUGACAUGUCUGUGAAAGCCAGCCAGGAACAGAAGUAUAUCUCUGGGAACAUGUAUGAAAUCAGCUCUUCUGAGCCUCUGUCAGUAUCAGAGCAAUCACGGUACAGUUCUGCAGAAGACUCUUCUCCCGGGAACGUGUCUGUCUCAGAGGAAGACCUCCGCAAUGAGCUGUCUCUUCUGGGAUAUCCCUCUGUUCCCCACAAGAGGUUUCUACAGUUUAAGGAAGACCUGGAACAUCUGAUGCGAAGUCAGAAGCCAGUAGAUUUAUCCCCGGCAUCUUCAGGAGGUGGAGCUGAGGCUGAAAAGGAGAACAACCCGGUUACACUAUCAUGGCCCAUCUCCUCCACCGCAUCUAGCCAGGCUCCAGGGCAGCGAGAUGGCCCCGACUCCUACAGCAAACAUACAGUACGUGUGGGGGGCCUCAGCUUUGGGAAACAAAGGCCACCAGCACUAACACGCAAAGUUCUGCGCAGGAAAAGUGACGGGCAGGUCCAGGUGUGCGAUGAGUCCUUGCUGUCUAGUCUGACGGAGACUGGAGAUGAAGACAUGACGGUAUCUUCUGAAGUUACCCGACCAGAGUCAGUGGGGGAGCAGUCGAUAGACUGCAUAAAAUCCUUUAUCCGCCUUCCACCAUAUUCCCUACUUGACCAGUACAGGCAGCGCUCAGACCCUGUGGGCCGAUAUCAUGGAUAUAAGCAGAGCUGGGAUGCCCUACAGGGAGCACAAGAGCGGAGUAAAAAGGAGCUACGCUGGGAAGUCCGCGAGAGGAUGAUGUCUGCACCACCACUUCCUCUUCCCCGACCACUCCCUACCCCAAAUUCCUAUGUGAUCCCCACGGAUAAGAAGCGGUAUGGGCUACGUUGGGCUAUCAGGCAAGACCUAGUGAAUGGGAACAUUCCGCGGGGGAGCUCCUCAUAGACACUCGUAGCGGAUGUUGUGCACGGUCGGGGACUGGGGUCGGUGUGUCGGGGACUGGGGUCGGUGUGUCGGGGACUGGUGUCGGUGUG
Molecule: messenger RNA, 1147 nt
Organism: Pseudophryne corroboree (corroboree frog)
Lineage: Eukaryota; Metazoa; Chordata; Amphibia; Anura; Myobatrachidae
Gene: HYLS1
Product: HYLS1 centriolar and ciliogenesis associated
Exons: 2
Coding region: 147-1058 (303 amino acids)
Biological process (GO): cilium assembly
Cellular component (GO): centriole; non-motile cilium
Source: RefSeq, a predicted model, not a curated record